UGCGGAGCGGCGCUGCCAGGUCUUAAAUAUAGAAACGAUCCUGUCGGCAGGUCCAAAUGACCGAUUUGCUGAAAUCCCCCAACCCAACUCUGAUGCACUGAAAAAGUGUGCAGAUAAUUCCUCAGCUUCUCUAUGGAGGAAAGCUUGAUUUUCUGGUGUUUGAUUAUCUUUCUGAAAUUACCAUGUCACUGUUAACUGCUGCGAAAGCCAAAUCUCCAGAUUUGGGUUACACGCCUGAUUUUAUUUUGACUGCAAUGGCUCCCUAUAUAAAGGACAUUCAUAAGAAAGGUGUUCGUGUGGUUAGCAAUGCUGGUGGAGUGAAUCCACUUGCAUGUGCUGCUGCUCUUCAAAAUGUGGCAAAGAAAGCCGAUGUUGAUUUGAAAAUAGCUGUUGUUGCUGGAGAUGAUCUAAUGGGCGAGAAAGAUAACCUAAAAGGAGCUGGUAUCGUGGAUAUGGAGAGUGGGAAGCCAUUUCCUGAGGAUAUUCACAGUAUGAAUGCAUAUCUUGGAGCAAGACCAAUAAGCAGAGCUCUUGACCUUGGAGCUGAUAUUGUUGUGACUGGCAGAUGUGUUGACAGCAGUAUUGUAUUAGGACCACUCAUUCAUUCUUUUGGCUGGAACAGGGAUGAGUUUGACUUAUUAGCAGCUGGCAGUCUUGCUGGCCAUCUCAUUGAAUGUGGUGCUCAGAGUACAGGUGGAAUAUUCACAGACUGGCAUGCCGUACCAGACUGGCAUAACAUGGGGUUUCCCAUAGUUGAAUUUUCUUCUGAUGGACACUUUAUUAUAUCCAAACCACCAGACACAGGAGGCCUAGUCUCUUUUGGUACUGUGGCUGAACAAUUGGUGUAUGAAAUUGGCAACCCUCAACGUUAUCUCUUACCAGAUGUCACAUGUGACUUCUCUCAAGUGUCCAUUACUGAAACUCCAGGCAUUGAAGGUGGAGCAGUGAAAGUUCAUGGAGCAAAAGGAUCACCUCCUUCAACAUUUUAUAAGGUAAAUGCCACUUACCUCGAUGGUUACAGAGCUACAGCUGUCUGCCCAGUAGGUGGGCCGAAGGCAGUGGAAAAAGGAAGGCGAACAGCAGAAAGCAUUCUGAAAAGGACUCGCCUUAUUUUCAGUCAACUUGGGUAUGAAGAUUACAGUGCAGUUAACAUGCAGAUUUUAGGUUCCGAAGAGACAUAUGGACCUCAUGCAAAAAAGCAUAUAGAUGGUGGUCCCCGGGAAGUGGUUAUCUGGCUUGCUGUACACCAUAAGCAGAAAAAGGCUGUGGAAAUCUUCUCAAAAGAGAUUGCACCAGCUGGAACUGGAAUGGCACCUGGUCUCACUGCAAUUGCUGGAGGGCGUCCAAGUGUGUCUCCAGUUUUGAAACCAUUUUUCUUCCUUUAUCCCAAAAGAAAUGUUAAGAUCAACAUUUUCUUAAAUGGACAGCAGGUGGAAGCAUUUGAAGAAGAUCUUACAUUUACUUCAGAUGCAGUUGUUUCAUUUGAUCAACAGAAGACUGAAGAUCAGUUAAAAGAUCUGCCAAGUGGUCCACAUACAUAUCGCUUAGAAGAUCUUGCCUAUACCAGAAGUGGAGACAAAGGAAACUCUGCCAACAUAGGUGUGAUAGCACGGCAUCCUCUCUAUUACCCAUACCUAAAGAAAACUUUAACAGCUCAAGCCCUAGAAGAUUACUUCCAGCAUCUUUUAGAGAGAACAAACCCUGAAGAAAAGUUAAUCACAAGAUAUGAGUUACCAGGAAUAAAUGGAUUAAAUUUUGUUCUGAAGAAUUCCCUUGGUGGUGGUGGUAUUGCAUCUUUAAGAAGUGACCCACAGGGCAAGGCAUUUGGGCAGAUGCUACUGGAUUUUCAGAUAAAAAAUGUUCCAGAUUUAAAGUCACUGAUAGAGUAACAAUUAUGGAGUACAUUCAUUUUCAAAAACUUUGACUGAAUACAUAAACACUAGCUUCACAAGUUAAAAAAAGACACAAAAGAAAGCAGUGGUGACAGUUAUCUCUCACAGACUUAAAUAUACAGUACAGAUAAGUGAACGUUUUGAGUAAUACCAGACAAAUGGCUUUGUGACCGAUUAACAUUUCCUGUCUAGUUAGUGCAUUGGAUGAAGAGUUAAUUUAUUUCCUGUAAGAUGUAAUUAAUCAAAUUACAAAAAUAACAUAUUUUACUGAGAUAACCAAAUAUUUGCUUUUCCAAAAUGAAAACUUCCUUCCCUUCCAGUUCUUCUUAUUCUCUUCCUUUAGAUCUUUCCUUGAUAAUUAAGAGGAAUGAUACUGAAUACUGUCAGCUACCCCAGCCCACCAUCGUCAUGCAUACCUUCAUUCUACCCUGUGAACCUGCAAUAGAUAUCCCUUAUGACAUUGGAGCAAGUAGAUAACUGGGUGCUCCUCAUCAGAAGGUCAGCAUUCACAAACAACUGCCACACUAUGGUAUCAGAGAUCAGUUUUGCUUUAUACUUAGGGCAGUAAUUAACUGCAGUUUCCUUGUUAUCACCACAUAGAGACUAACAGUCAAUAUUAACUGUUAAAGGUGACCACUGUAACUGCAAGGUUAUCUGCAGUGAUAGAAAAAAGGCAAGUAUUUUUUACCUCUAGUAUCCUUGUUGACAAUACUCCAUCAGUUGAAGAGCCCCAAAGUAAUACACUUCUUGGCAUGAAGCUAUUUUGAAAUGCUAAGUUAGAUUUUUCUGCCCCAUUUUGUCUCAUUUAAGAUACUGGUGUACAACCGAGGUGGUGAAAUCCAUCCCUAUCAUCUAUCAUUACUGAAAAUUCCCCUUGUGUUAGGGAGUCCCCAGCAGGCAUUCAGCCAGUUGAGAAGUCUCUUGCAUUGCCCUUCCCCAACCCUACAAGGGAAAAGCAUGCUGGGGGGAGGAAAGAGCCAUGUCUAUGCACUGUACUCCAGCCAUCAUCACUUUCCAUGGGGACCAUGUCCAGCUGGUAAAAGUUAAGACAGUGCAUAGGGUGACCUGUUCUUUAUCGAGGUUGGUACUAGGCAGAGUGUAUCAAGUUCCCUGUGGCAAUCAACAUAGUGGAAAUUCAGGCCCAAUAAUUGUCUGCAUCUCCUGCCACAAAGACAAGUAAAUCUUUACAUUAACACAAGAUCUUAGUGGAAAAUAUGUAGGUGUUUUUUAUUCAGAAAUGUGUUAUCCUGUUCUUCAGAAAAUAACAUAUUGCUGUAGUUGGCUAAUGCUGAAAAAUGAGGUGUUACCAAUACUGAUGAACCCAUAAUGAUAUGGGUAGGUGUCAUGUAAAUGCAAUCAAAAAUCCCUGCCAGUGCAGCUCAGCCCCGCUCUGUAAUAUUACUGCUAAUUAUGUGCUAGUUUAGCAAUAGCAGCACUGUAUGUUAAAUUGUUCCAGUUUGUUUUGAGGUUUUGAACUUGACUACUUUGAGAAUAUUGUUGGUGAUAUGUUGAUGUCACAGGCGAUGACAAAAAAGAAUCUCCCAUUCAACUGAAUGGGGCCAUGAUUUAAACACACAUUAUUUUCACUUGUGACCUAGGCAGGAAGAUACAAGAAGAAAACAUACGAAAGAGUGUGUCAGCUAGUAAUUUAAUAUUUUUGGACGUAAUAUUAUCUGCACAUCACUUUUAAGUCUGGGUUUCAUGACAAAAAAGAAAGUUAUAGGAUUGUCAUAGACAAAAACAUGCUGAAGUCAAAAUAACUUUUUGAAGAAAAAUCAGUGCCCAGCACUUAAAUUGUUUACAUUUAUUUUGUCUUAGAAAAGUGUUAAAUAAUUGUAAUUAGUAGUUUGAAAGCAUAUUAAGAGGUAUCUAACAGCCAAAUUUUUUAAAAUUCAUGGAAUAGUAGACAGAGCAGGAUGAGAAGGACCAUUGGCCAAAUCCUCAGCUGGAGUGAAUGGUGUCACUCUGUUAAAAUCAGUGGAGUUAUACUGAUUUAGACCACCUAGAGAGUUGCCCCAGGACCUUAUUUUAAUACUUUAAAUAGACAUGUUUUGUCAUGUUAAUCAUGGCUCUGCCAAACACAUGCAACUUAUUCAUCUGCUGUUUUAAACAAUUGUGUAAGUGCAUCUGCAACUACUUUGAUAUGAAAAGUAAACUUUUAAAAAGGAUAAAUGUGUUUAAUAUUUACUUUCUUUUAGUAUAUUUUCAAAUUAGAAUUGAGUUUUAAAGUGGUUUUGAACUUAUAAUUAUGGGGGGUUAUUUACAUUUUCUAAAUGUUUAUGCUGUUUCUUUUCCCCUUAGGUUUUAUCUCACAUGAUCCUACUAAACUCUUUCACUGUUGUUGGUUAAAACAUAAUAAUUGUAAGACAAAAUAGUAUGAACAUAUUCAUCCCUGUUGACAGAGAGCCAUGAACAUACACAGCUAUUCAAAAGAGGCACAGUUUAUUCAAGAAUUAUUCCAUACAGUAUUCAAGUUGUUUGGAUAGGGGGAUGGACAGGAGUGCAUAUCUCUUAUCUCUGAUGGUGUUCCUGCUCCUUUCAACACAACAAAACCAUCCUUGACAAGGAUGACUUUUAUUCAGGGGUUUCUUUUCAUUUUGUUUGUAAAGUACCGGGUUUCAGCAAGUAGCCUUAUUUAUUUUCAAAACACUGAACUCUCCUUUGGGGAUGUAACUGAAGAUUACUCAUAUCCAAAAGACUUUAUUUUCCUUAACAUAAUUAAAUGAAUCAAUUUGCACUUAUCUAACAAUGCAGACUGAUUUGAAACAGUUAUUAAAACUGUAUUUAAUUCUUCAUCUAGAAUGGACACUAAGUUAUUGCAAACACAGUUUGCUUGGGGAAAGAAAUAAAUGACCUCUGGUACUUAGGAUGAUACUUGUUAUUUGUUUGUUAAAUAACUUAUCUGAGUGACUUGCAGAGCAGACUUCUUGUAAAUCCAAGUAGCUCAGCUAUUCUGAACAAUGGAGGAAGGCUUUACUGUCAAGCAAUAAGGACUAUUCAGCCAAAAACAUAAUAAUUUUUGUACAAUAUACUCAGAGCCAAAAUGGUGGAAUGGGAGUGUUUCUCAAAUUGUUGAGUUUGGACAGUGCAGUUCAGGAUUUUCCUUAACACUUAUCCUUGUUUUAAGAAACAAGGUUUUUUGUGCAGUGGGGUGUUAGAGAAAGUUUUACUUUCUGCACUGGCAGCAGAGGCUUUACUUUCACUCCCAAAUUCAAGAUUUUUUCACUUCAUUGGUUUUCAAACACUUCCUCAACAAUUUUUUUUAAAACCUUGGGGCUGUAUUGUGUCAUGGGGUAAACUGCCUUUGUGUUUGUGAGAAUUGCAUCCUCAGAGUAGAAAACCCAGAACUGCCCAGUUUUGCAGCAGGUUUCUGUAACCACACAUUAACAUGUAAAGAAAUUGUUGGGCACUUUCUCAUGCUUGAGGCUGUGGUUAAAUGAGAAGUGGAAACUGGUAAGCUCUUUUCAUUAAAGCAGUGGAA
Molecule: messenger RNA, 5373 nt
Organism: Alligator sinensis (Chinese alligator)
Lineage: Eukaryota; Metazoa; Chordata; Crocodylia; Alligatoridae
Exons: 20
Coding region: 183-1889 (568 amino acids)
Source: RefSeq, a predicted model, not a curated record